Molecule: messenger RNA, 3973 nt
Organism: Chrysemys picta bellii (western painted turtle)
Lineage: Eukaryota; Metazoa; Chordata; Testudines; Emydidae
Source: RefSeq, a predicted model, not a curated record
UCAAUGUAGUCACACUCCCCAGUGUUCUAGAGCAGUCAUGUCUGUGCAGAGCGCAUCACGAGAUCCGGUAGCAGUACUCCGCCGCGCUGUCUAAAUGAACCCUUUGAUUGUAACCAGGGACUAGUGGCCCCGUCGCCCCUUCUCACUCAGCCGGAGCCUCCAGUCAGUGCCUCCUUAGUGCCCGUGCUUGGUGCCGCCUAGCAGAGGAGCUGCGGGCAAGCGCGGGACCGGUCAGAGACUGACACACGCUCCCCGACUGCCAGCAGCUCUCCUCCCUCCCGCUUCUCCAAGCGCUCCGGCUGCCUCAAUCUCUGCCUCAAGCGACUGCCGCGGCACCGCGUCCGGGCGUGCGGACACGGCACCAUGUGGCAGCCCCAGUAUGUCACUGCCCAGCAGCGGGCCGGCUUCCGCCGAUACCAGUACAGUGCUGUGGACACAAACCCGUUAUCAGUCUAUGUUAUGCAGCCCCUCUGGAACAGAAUUGUAAAGAUAGUGCCUCUGUGGAUUGCCCCUAACUUGUUAACCUUCUCUGGAUUUCUGAUGAUUUUAAUUAAUUAUUUUCUGUUAUCUUUUUAUGACUGGGACUACACUGCAUCAGGUGCCAGUCCUGGAAUUGUUCCAACAUGGGUAUGGCUGUUUGGUGCUUGUACCACCUUUUGUGCUUAUGCUUUAGACUCUAUAGAUGGGAAGCAUGCUCGAAGGACUCAGUCCAGUAGCCCUUUGGGGGAGUUAUUUGACCAUGGGCUAGAUAGCUGGGCUACCUCCAUCUUCAUCCUCUCUUAUUUUUCUAUCUGCUCACGUGAUAAUGGAAAGACUGGGAUUUCUGUACACACAAUGUAUAUAUCUUUAAGCAUUGUCUUGCUUAACUUUAUGUUUUCACAUUGGGAAAAAUAUAACACAGGAGUUCUCUUUCUUCCUUGGGGAUAUGAUCUAAGCCAAGUGACAUUAAUAGCAAUGUAUCUGGUGACUGCUGCUGUUGGGGUAGAAGUCUGGCACACACCUUUCCUAUUUGGUUAUUACAUUACAGAUAUAUUAGUAAUCUUGCUGAUAGGUUGCAGUAUAUUUCUUUCACUUCCACAGACGCUGUACAACAUUCAUAAUGCAGAGUGAUAAUUUGCCAGAUGAGCGACACCAGAUCUGAAGCUUUCCACUGGCUCCUGUUUCCAUUAGCUCUUGUGAUCUACGCAGCGGUAACAGGGCUCCUGGGCAAGAAUGAGGAAAUGGCACUUACCAUAUUCACUAUGUUAGCCACAGCUGCUCACGUACACUAUGGAGUUUGGGUGGGGAGACAGCUGAGUAAGCAUUUCAACAUUUACAUCUUUUCGUUGAAGAAACACAUUCAAGCAUGAACAUCUUUGCUGCGACCAGAGCAUAAACCUUACCAUGGAGCUUCUCAUCUGUGUUUCUGUGAUAAAAUAAUGGUGCUUUGUUGAUCAAAAUAACCAAAAUAAUGGGCUAGAUAUGCAAACUGCUGAGACAAUGAGCUACUCAGCAGGGUUCAGAGAAAGCUAGUCCAGUAAUGAAACUAUCGCUAGUCAAUCUGCUGCCUAUGUUGCCUAUCCCACCCAUCCUAUCUUCUUUCUUUUUGCCCAGAAUAUCAAGUCUGAACUUCUUGUCCCUAACUUUGAAACCCUGCACAAAUCAGUCCUCGGCUAUACUACAUCACUGAGCUUUUUUAAUAGUGCCCUCUCUCCAUCCCUUCUAUUCACCAAUGAAGCCAGUUUUGAUAUCUCCUACUUUUCCUUCCCUGGCUCAUAUCUUUGUGCCUGCUUAAGUGAUGCCAUAUUUGUGUGGAACUUCCAAUAUGCCAGCCACAUUCCAUUUCCCUCCCAAAGUCUCACUUCUCCGACACUGGCCCCAAAUACUAACCCAUGUCAAGUUAAUCAGUGAAGAGAAUCAGACGAGGAAAUUGCAAGCAAAACAAGACCCUUUAAAUCCCAUACUCUUUGGUUUCUCAGUGAUCCUUGUCUGAGCUAUGUUAUUCAGAUUGUAAGCUCUGCAGGGCAGGGAUCGCCCUUACAUUUGUGUCUUAUACAGCACAAAGCACAUUGUUGGUGCUUACCUAAGUAACAACAAGCAACAUACCCUGCAACAUAAGCUGGUUGUUUAUGAAAGAAAACUUGUCCACUACAAGGCUUUGAAGAUUCUCUGACGGCUUGUCUACACACGCUGCAGUGCAUCUGGUGAAGAUGCUCUAUGCCGACAGGAGAGAGGCUCUCCCACCAAUAUAAUGCUGUCCAUACCAGGAAUAUAUGUCAGUGUAACUUAUGUUGCUCAGGGGGGUGGUUUAUUCACACCACUGAGCAACGUGAGUAAUGCCGACAUAAGCUGUAGUGUAGACAUAGCCUAAUCUUGUUGUGAAGGUAGGGCAUGAAUGCUAGAGUAAAUGGGCAAACAAAUUUGCAAAACCAAAUAGACACAAAGUGAAUGGCCAGUUAGAUCCUUUCUACACAGUAUUUUUUCAGCCUCAGCUAUGUAUGCAAUACAUACUAAUCAGCUCUUUGCCUGCAUUCUUGACUAGGCUAAUAAGUCUUCUGGUGCAUAUAGCAGAGUUGCAAAUUCCUUUUGCUAUUUAAAGUACGUUACUCAGGUUAUAUGGGAAAUAAGAAUUUGGGGGAGGAGUGGGAGGAGGGCUACAGAGAUAUUUAAAAAUAAAAGUGUUCGUUCUUCAUUCUCACAGGCCUCUGAGCUUGGGCUCUCUUCCUCUCACAGGCUGUACUAGCCAAAGAGGCUUUCUGACAUAGGACAAUUCAUAUCAAUGCCUCAAUUUCCACAUGCACAAGAUAAGCAUUAUACUUACUUCAUAAGGGAACCUGUGGACUGGCUGAUGAGUUUAUAGAAUACUUAGAUAUUUCACUUUCCAAAGGCAGGGGUUAAUCACACAACAGUCAAGUUAUUGGCAGGUUCCUUGAAUUUUCAUUUCACCCAUUUGUUGAUUCUGAGAUGCCAUUUUUCUGGCUUUGUCCCUUCUUCACUCUUCUCCCACCAACAUGCAGACCUACAUCCACAGCUUAGGUUAAAGGCUCUCUCAAGAGGAGCAUUAAUUAAUUCUCUCAUCUGCACAGUGCUGGGAUGGGGCUGGUUUACAGCUUGCCCUUUCUCAAAUUUCAGUCUGUGUACCAUAUAUUACAGUAGAUGGCUUGACCUGGCUUUCAAGCUACAAGUCAUUCUUGCUAGGGGUCACUCUCCCAAAGCAGUAAUGUAACAUGUGUGACCUUCAGCAAGAUUGUGUCUUUUUGCCUAGUUUCUCCAUCUUACAUCUGCUACUUUACAUUUGUAAAGCACCAAUCUCUAUGGAUUAAAAUUCCAAGUAUGUUGUAUGCUGGCUCCCAUAUGAAUCUAUCACACUGGAGUGAGCAAGUGCUCAGGACAGAAUGCAGUAUACUGGCUUUGCCCAAGGAGGACACACGGGACCUACUCCUCCUCCCAACUCAGAGAGAUCUCAUUUAGACUCAGAGGCCUGUAUUUGUGGAUUUGGAGGCCCAGAGUUCUAAUCCCAGCUAUUCAGGUGUGCGGCAAUUGUGCUUGCAUCACAUCAAUUCAAGCCAAUGGUUGAGUCAGCACUUAGGGAAAGUGCUGCUAUCACUUCUUGAAUCAUGAGUUCCCUUCCCUCUAACUCAUGUGGAGGGUGGAGAUGGAGAUGAAGGUGAGGGUUUGGUUGCCCCAGGCCUUUUUGGGGGUCUCCAGAGCAGGAUUCCAGUGCUGCAUGAAGGAAUACUUGCUGGACCUACCAGGUCUAAAGGAUUGUGUAUUUAAUGAGAUGCUAGAGGGAAAGCCCUGAGUGCAGGUAGCUAAGAAACUGAAGUUUCAGGCAAAGAUUCUGAAGUCUCAUUCUUUGAUGGAAUUAAAUAUUACUUCAAAUACUGUAUAUAUUGGAACAGAAUUUUCUCACCUACUUUGACACCUGUAGAUUUUCAAAGUUUUUUUAAAGCCAUCCAUCAAAAAUAUCAGGAAAAUAUUUAGGUGAAUAUAA